AUGCAAGACCAGCGACCGACUGCUUAUUUCAGCCAGGUGCUGAUCGUUAGAGAGAAGCUCAAGUCGAUAUAUGUGAGGGAGUUGAUGGCUAUUGUUUUGGCCAUUCAGAAGUGGUGCCCCUACAUUUUGGGACGACACUUUCUUGUCAUAAUAGAUCAGAGAAGCUUGAAGUACUUGUUGGAGCAGAGGAUGUUAUGCCCUGUCAAGGAAAGGAGAGAGCCUUCGCUGGCAGCCUUAUCAGUACCCUUGGUCUUCGAUUGGGAAGGAACGAGAAAAGAGAGUGAGCAAGAUGAAAGGCUGAGGAAAAUGAGUGCAGAGUUGCUAUCAGAUCCAAACAAUCAUCCAGGAUAUGCAUUGAGGCGGAACAACAACUCUACCAGGGAUGGUUCGUAUUACCGAGGACAUCGAAAGCUUUACUUAUUGGAGAUGCACAAAGAUGUAAAAGACAUGGUGACAAGGUGUGAUAUAUGCCAUCGACACAAAUAUAUGACUAUGGAGCCAGGAGGGUUGCUACAACCACUAGCUCUACCGGAGAAUGCUUGGGAAGAAGUGACCAUGGAUUUCAUUAAGGGGUUGCCCCAAUCAAAUGGGUUUACGGUGAUUCUAGUGGUUGUGGAUCGCCUGAGCAAAGAUCAUACACCAUCGUCUUCACUACUCCUGACAUUGACAGAUGACAUCGAGGUUGUUAUGAAUAGAAGCGACACCCCUAGAGAGGAAUCGGUCCAGAGAGGACCAGUCUUGGACCGACCAGCCCACGGAAAACCAGCCGGUGGCCGGUCUAAGCCAAUUCCUGCUCGAACAACUUCAGCUCCACCAAACCUUGAUGAACAGAAACGUGAUCAGGCCCGCCAUGAUUCAUUUAGGGCUGUGCCUACAUUGCCUAUACCCUCUAUUCCAAAACCACAGCAGCAGCAGAAACAGGAAAAGCAGCAACCAAAGAAAGUUGUUGAAGGUGUCAAUAAACCUAACAAUGGAGAGACUCAUUCUCCCAUUCAGACAAAGAGGGAGAUUCAUGCAACCAUUCCAUCUGCUCACCAUCCUAACACAACAACAACACGACCUUCUGUUCUUCCUUCAAAUGUAAUGCCAAUACCUGUUUCCUUUCAACAGCCUCAGAUUCAUUUUCAGUUUAAUGGUCCCAAUCCACCAUUGCCGUCACAAAGUGUUGUAGCGAGCUCGUUACAGAUGCCAAUGGCAUUACCUGCAGGAAAUGUCACACACGUUCCUCAUCAGUUGUUUGUCCCUAACAUCCAGUCUCAUCCAUUGCAACCUCAGGCAAUAAUGCAUCAGGGCCAUGGCUUGGGAUUUACCCCUCAAUUAGGUCACCAAAUGCCCUCUCAAUUAGGUGGCAUGGGAAUUGGUAUUGUCCCUCAGUUUCCUCAACAACAGCCUCAGUUCGGCACUCAAAGAAGGGCUGUGAAAAUAACUCAUCCUGAUACCCAUGAGGAGCUUAAACUUGAUAAAAGGAGCGAUUCACACAUAGAUGCUGGCACCACCGGGCAAAGGCAACUUCAAAAUGUUUCUUCUCAAUCUCAGCCUCUUCCAUCUUUUAGUCCUUCUCACCAGAUAAACUAUUACAAAUCACCUUCACAAAUCUUUUUCCCUCCAUCUUCUCUUCAUAUGACGAGUACUCAGAUGCCGACUGGUGCUCCGGCUGUUAGGUAUGGCUAUCCAGUCAGUCAAAAUGGGCAAGCUAUUUCAUUCAUGAAUCCACCGUCCUCUCUUAAUCAGACACUUGGUGGCAGAGCAGGGCCUCCACCUCCAUUACAUAGUUUGGGAGAAGCAGUGCACUCAGAAGGGUCAUCAUUCUCUGCCACAUUGUCAGCUCCUGUCCAAGUGACAAUUAAACCAAUUGCGCUUCCUAUUUCAGAGAAGACUGGUAAAUCAUCAGUAAGGGUUAGCUUGCCUGCUACCAAACCAGAGCCAACAAAGCUUUCAGCAUUACAAGGGGAUGCUUCAUCUGUUCCCUGCCAGAAGAAUAAUAAGAUUGAUUUAGAAAGUAGUGUAAUACUUCAGAACCCAAUUUAUGAACUAUCAGGAAGUGUUUCUUCAGUUGAAAGUGAUAAAGCCAUAUCCACAGUUCCUUUAAUAGCUUCAACUGAAAUUAAUAGAACUGAAGUGCCUCAAUCAUUGCAUUCUGUUGAGGAUUCUUUGUCUGUUAUGUUGGAAACUGAUGGACAGAAAAAUGAGGCUAAGAAAAGUUUAGAAUCCAUUAUGGAUCUCCAGAACAUGUCAAGUGAAAGGGAGCCUAGACUUUCUCAACUACAGCAGGAUAUAAUUGGAGUUUAUAAUGACAAUGGUACAUCCAAAUCAGUUUCCAAUGAUUUUGCAAGCAUUCCAAGUGCUCCAACCGCUGAUUCACCCAGUUCUACCACUAGGUUGCUUUCUACUUAUGCAGACAGUAGAAAUUAUAGAUCAGUUUUGAAUACUGAUGUUAUGAGAACUUCUGGCCCUCCUGUAUUUUCAUUGGAGAAUGCUGAUCAAGGUGCUGAUCAUGUUGAGGUUGCUUGGCAUAAACACUUUCAUAAGGAGGCAGAAAAACCACAAACAUCAGUUUCUUCAAUUCUCAGUGCCACUGGGAUUGUAUCUGAAACGCCUAGUUCUGUUCUCAGUGGACCGACACAAGAGAAUUUAGUAGCAGCACAGAAACUUGGAGGUGAAGCAUCUGAUGUUGUUUUAUUAGAUAGUAAUUCUGCCAAAGAAAGUGCUGUUUACCCUACGGAAUCUGUACAGAGGCCUGAAAAUAUCAUUGGUGCUGAGCUUGAUACUUCUGAGGGAAUUAACUCUGAGGUUGAGAGGAAAAGUGGUGCUGAGCUUGAUACAUCUGAGGGAAUUAACUCUGAGGUUGAGAGGACAAGAAACUCUAGCAUCCCUUCCACUUCAUCUUCUGACAACAAAGAGUCUGCUGCAGGGCUUUUUGAUCAGGUCUUGUCCACCAUUCCCGUAGGCUCUGCAACAACUGAUUGUGAAUUAACUUGCAAUAAGGAGAUUGAUGUUAAUGAAUUUGCUACGUUACAACCAGAAACAAUUUCCAUUCCUCAAGUUUGCUCUGAAGUUGAACAGAACAUGGAAGAGGAAGUUGUGGAUCAGUCUAAUGGAAUUCCAAGAGUGAUGAUUUUGGAGUUGAAGGACAAGCCGGAGCCAACUAAAGGCAAGACUAACAGAAAGAAGAAAAUAAGGGAUGUUCUUUCCAAGGCUGAUGCUGCUGGUGCUUCUGAUUUGUAUAAUGCGUAUAAGACCACUAAAGAAACACAUGAUGCUACUGUCAGCACCUCAGAAACUGAUAGCAGAUGUUCAACAGCAGAAUCGAAGAAUGACACAUCUCAAUGUUGCAGUAAGGUUGCAACUUCUGUUGAGGAAGAUGGACAGUAUAAACCUGAAGUUCAAGACUGGGAGGAAGCAGCUGAUGCAUCCAUUCCAAAAUUGAGAGCCUCAGAUAAUGACGCAGAAAAGCAGAACCAAAAUGACCAGGGUAAUCAGUCUUCUGGUAGAAAGAAAUACUCCAGGGAUUUCUUAUUGGCCUUUUCGCAGCAGUGCAAUGAUCUUCCUGAAGGUUUUGAAAAUGGCCCAGACAUAGCACAUGUAUUGAAUCUUACUUCUGUUGGCAUAAAACGCGAACCAAAUUUUAGUACUGGAAGGUUAAUCGAUAGGUCUCCUGGAGCUUCUCGGAUUGACAAACGGAGUAGUAGCAUUUCAGAUGAUGAUAAGUGGACAAGACCAUCCAAUUCUUUCCACAUGGAUCUCAGUCAUGGAACUGCUGCUAUAAACUUUCGUUCUGGACAGGGGGUCAAUAAUGGGGUCCUCAGACAUCCACAUAACGGAAUUCUCAGCGGGCCAAUUCAAUCUCUGGUUUCUCAAGGAGGGAUGUCAAGGAGUAAUCUGGAUAUUGACCGGUGGCAGCAUGCCGGUGUAAUCCAAAGAGGCUUAUUCCCCACCCCUCAUGAACCUUUGCAAAUAAUGCACAAGUCUUCUAACAGGUACGAAGUUGGAAAAUCAAUUGAUGAGGAAGAGCAGAAGCAGAGACUAUUGAAAGCUAUAUUGAACAAAUUAACACCUCAGAAUUUUGAGAAAUUAUUCUCCCAAGUCAAGGAUGUUAAAAUUGAUAAUGCAGUGACUCUUUCUGGGGUUAUAUCACAGAUUUUUGACAAAGCGUUAAUGGAGCCGACUUUCUGUGAAAUGUAUGCGGAUUUUUGUUUCCAUCUUGCUAGUGAGUUGCCUGAUUUUCUUGAAAAUAAUGAGAAGAUUACUUUUAGAAGGUUACUCUUGAACAAAUGUCAGGAAGAAUUUGAAAGAGGGGAGAGAGAGCAAGCAGAAGCCAACAAAACCGAAGAAGAGGGAGAGAUUAGCCAGACUGAAGACGAAAGAGAAGAGAAGAAAAAUAGGGCUCGCAGGCGCAUGCUGGGAAACAUUCGCUUAAUUGGAGAGCUAUACAAAAAGAGGAUGUUAACAGAAAGGAUUAUGCAUGAAUGCAUCCAGAAAAUGUUGGGAUAUCGUCAGAUUCCUGAUGAAGAAGACAUAGAGUCCUUGUGCAAACUGAUGAACACAAUUGGUGUGAUGAUAGAUCAUUCCAAAGCCAAGGAACUCAUGGAUAGUUAUUUUAACAGAAUCACAAUUCUUUCAACAAACGAAAAGCUGUCUUCCAGGGUGAGGUUCAUGCUGAAGGACACAAUUGACCUCAGAAAGAAUAAAUGGCAGCAAAGAAGGAAGAUUGAAGGACCAAAGAAGAUUGAGGAUGUACAUAAGGAUGCGGCUCAAGAAAGACAAGCUCAAACCACUAGAUUGGCUCGUGGUCCAGCUGUUUCUUCAAGACGGGGAGGACCGACUGCCAAUUUUGGUCACUGGGCCACUACAAAUCUAAAUUCUCCUAGUUCUCAGGCUAACAAUGGCAUUCGCGGUCUUCCAACACAGGCUCGAGGUUUUAGUAGCCAAGAUGUUAGGCAAGGGGAUAGGCAGCAGUAUGAGAGCAGGGUAAUGUCAGUUCCCCUCCCUCAGAGACCAUCUGAUGAUGGUUCCGUUACCUUAGGUCCUCAGGGAGGACUGGCAAAAGGAAUGUCUGGAAGAGGAUUAGGGCUAAUCCCUAAUGUUCCUUCGGUUGAAAUAUCUUCGAGAGCUGGGGAUCCUCACAGAUUCGUAUCGGGUUCUAAUGUUUUCGCUUCUUCCUCUGAUCGAAUGACGAGUACAUCAAGAGAAGAUAGCACAAAUAAAUACAUGAAUGAUAGGUUAUCAGGGGCAUCAAAUGAUCAAAUAAGCUUUCAAGUUCGUAACUCUCACUUUAGCGUCAGAGAUUCCCUUGCCGCAGGUAUUACUACUUCGGGGGAAAGACCAGUAUCUUCAGGUGGCAAAGUUAGAGAAUCUAAUGAAGCGAAAUUAUUCUCUGAAGAUGCUCUACGAGAAAAGUCGAUAUCAGCAAUAAGGGAGUUCUACAGCGCCAAGGAUGAGGGGGAGGUUGUUGCAUGCAUCAAAGAGCUAAACGCACCACAUUUCUAUCCUUCCAUGGUGUCUGUGUGGGUGACAGACUCCUUCGAAAGGAAACUUUUGGAGAGAAAUCUAUUGGCCGAGCUUCUUGUCAGCCUAAACAAGUCUCAUUAUACCUUAAUUAGUCGAACUCAACUGAUCUCUGGGUUUGAAUCUGUUCUCUCUUCACUGGAGGAUGCCAUGAACGAUGCUCCUAAAGCUGCAGAAUUUCUGGGCCAAAUUUUCGGUAAAAUCAUAGUGGAAAAUGUGGUUUCUCUAAAAGAGAUUGGAGGACUGAUUCGUGAAGGUGGCGAAGAGCCAGGAGGCCUGGUAGAGUUUGGGCUCGCUUCAGAGAUCCUUUUGGGCAUCUUAGAGUUCAUUAAGGCAGACAGAGGUGAGUCGGUUCUAAAUGAAAUCCGGAGAGGGUCAAAUCUUCGACUGGAAGACUUCAGGCCUCAAAAGCCCACUCAGAAAUCCAAAAAGUUGGAUGAAUUUCUGUAAAAGAGAUGAAAGAUUUGUUAUCAGAUUAGGCAUUCUUGCUUAGGUUUUUUAAGUUAAUUGCUUUCUCUUUAUAUAAAAGCAGUUUAUUUAUUAUAUUCCUUGAUAGUUUUUUUUUUUAAAUGCUUUUAGCUUUUCUGUGCUUGGAGCUUUUUGUGAUAUUUUGAACAGAUUAUUUAUAUUUCAUUAGCAGCAGCCACA
Messenger RNA from Phalaenopsis equestris, 6153 nucleotides. RefSeq names its product eukaryotic translation initiation factor 4G-like. Bases 1 to 5955 code for a protein of 1984 amino acids. The record is from RefSeq and is a predicted model, not a curated record. Gene Ontology annotation, molecular function: translation initiation factor activity; mRNA binding; protein binding. The transcript is spliced from 9 exons. Gene Ontology annotation, cellular component: eukaryotic translation initiation factor 4F complex. NCBI's taxonomy places the organism in Eukaryota, Viridiplantae, Streptophyta, Magnoliopsida, Asparagales, Orchidaceae.